Melanaphis sacchari is the source of this 1601-nucleotide messenger RNA. RefSeq names its product chromatin assembly factor 1 subunit B (gene Caf1-105). The record is from RefSeq and is a predicted model, not a curated record. NCBI's taxonomy places the organism in Eukaryota, Metazoa, Arthropoda, Insecta, Hemiptera, Aphididae. The coding region runs from base 178 to 1557 and encodes 459 amino acids. Gene Ontology annotation, cellular component: nucleus; CAF-1 complex. Gene Ontology annotation, molecular function: protein binding. The transcript is spliced from 6 exons. Gene Ontology annotation, biological process: nucleosome assembly; DNA replication-dependent chromatin assembly.
AAUAUUAUACUCUAUAGUCUAUAAGUUACCAUUAUAAAUAGGUAUUUGGUACUAAAUAAUAAAUAGUGAACUUUCUGUUAAAAUAGAUCUAAUUAUUUCGCUUACAUUCGUGAAUAGUAGAUUACUUAAUUUUAUAAUAAAAUUAAUUUUCAUUAAAUUUAGUCCACAUCAACGAUCAUGAAAUUAGUGAUUCCAGAGAUUUCUUGGCACAAUCGUGACCCCGUACUUAGCGUUCAUUUUCAACCUGUUGCUGAAGAUGGAUUUUAUCGACUGGCUACUGGUGGAUCAGAUUCUCAUGUUUUUAUAUGGAGAAUGAAAGUAGAUGGUUCUAAUGUGACUGUUGAAUUUGCUGCUGAUUUGACCAAGCAUCAAAAGGCUGUAAAUACUGUACGCUUUUCACCCAAUGGACAAUGGUUAGCUAGUGGUGACGAUGAGUCUGAUAUUUUCUUAUGGAAAUUUAAAUCAGAAAAUGGUCCUGAUCAGAGACCUGAUUUGUUGGAAGAUGAUGAAUCCAAAAAUCUUGAAAAGUGGGUUUGUCAUAGUGUAUUGAGAGGCCACCUAGAAGAUGUUUAUGAUUUAUCUUGGUCUCCAGAUUCUAAACAACUGAUAUCUGGUGGUGUUGAUAAUAAAGCAAUUAUUUGGGAUAUUGAAAAUGGACGCUAUAAAGCAAUACUUAAUGAUCAUAAAGGUUUUGUACAAGGAGUGGCUUGGGAUCCUUUAAAUGUGUAUGCUGCCACUCUAAGUAGUGACAGAACUCUAAGAGUGUUUAAUACGAAAAAUUGUAAAUUAUUCAGUAAAUGUGAUAAAUGUGUCCCUUUGGAAAAAAAAAGUGAUGGCGAAGAAAUAAAAAUUAGACUUUUCCAUGAUGAUACACUAAAGUCUUUUUUCCGGCGGAUUGCAUUUUCCCCUGAUGGUCAAAUUUUAGUAACUUCAUCUGGUAUCGUAGAGACAAUUGAUGAGGAAAACAAAAUUAAAAGUACCACGAACGUCAGCUAUGUGUUUGCCAGAAAAUCAUUUACUAAGCCUGUACUAUACAUACCAUCUCUUGACCAAUAUUCAGUUGCUGUUCAAUUUUCGCCAAUUUUGUAUGAACUUAAAGAAGAAACAAAAUCGGUGUUUGAUUUACCAUACCGGAUGAUAUAUGCCAUAGCAACAAAUACAAGUAUUUUAUUGAUGGAUACCCAACAUGCUGCUCCAUUUGCUUACAUUGGUGAUAUACAUUAUACUCGUUUGACAGACCUAUCAUGGUCUUCUGAUGGACAGUUACUUAUAGUAUCUUCAUCAGAUGGAUUUUGUUCAAUUAUAAGCUUUACAAAAGAAGAAUUAGGUAUAAAAUACAAGGGUGACACACAAAUUAAGCCAGAGCCAAUAGAAAUAUUUGAGUCAAUUGUUCAAGAAGAUACUGAAGUUAAAGAUCUUCCGAUUAUAGUCAUUCCAUCGCAAACGGAACAAAAUGAAGAAAAACAAAUUGCUGAUCGUUCUGAAGCUCCUACAAAAAAAAGAGUGCAAUUGGUCAGACUUUCUAGUCCUAAAAUCAAUAAAUAUGUAAAUAAGUAACAGUGUAAUUAUUUAUUUUUGUAUUUUUUAUUAUUUAUAUGAGA